UCUGCAGCAGAGAAGAAAAACACCCAGAAGCGUCCUGUCAUCACACAGAGAGUCAGCAGUCAUGGACCUCAGCCCGUUUGAAGCAGACAACUCUGUGAGCUGUCGGCUGGCCUCUGUGAUCCCUGACGCCUGCAGGACUGAGGACUGUUGCCUGGGCAUCGAUGAGGCGGGCAGGGGACCUGUGCUGGGGCCCAUGGUUUACGGAAUAUGUUUCUGUCCGGUUUCCAAAAAGGAGGAGCUAAAAGCCUUGAAGGUGGCAGAUUCAAAGACUUUAACAGAGGCAGAGAGAGAGAAACUAUUCCAAAAUCUGGAUGAAGCCAAAAGUUAUGUUGGAUGGGCGGUAAACAUUCUCUCACCCAACGUCAUCUCUACCUGCAUGUUACAGAGAACAAAAUACAACCUGAACACCCUUUCACACGAUACAGCGAUUGGUUUGGUUCAGUAUGCGUUGGACAACGGAGUACAGCUCAAAGAGGUAUUUGUGGACACAGUUGGCCCAGCAGAGAAGUACGAGGCAAAGCUCUCCCAGCUGUUCCCGGGCAUUGAGGUGACAGUGAGGCCAAAGGCUGACUCCCUCUUUCCCAUCGUCAGUGCAGCCAGUAUCUGUGCGAAGGUGGCCAGAGACCGCGUUGUAAAGGGCUGGAACUUUGCUGAGGACCUGGGUGAUGUGGAUGCAGACUACGGCUCAGGAUACCCGGGUGACCCAAAGACCAAAGCAUGGCUGCUGAAGUACCUGGACCCUGUGUUUGGUUACCCUCAGUUUGUCCGCUUUAGCUGGAGCACCGCCCAAACCUUGUUGGACAGCAAGGCUGUGACUGUGCACUGGGAUGACGAGGAGGAGGAUGGAGAGAAGGCGGCACAGCGGAAGAACAACAGGUCCAUGUUGUCCUACUUCAAUGCAUCAGCUGGAGGUAACAGUCAAACUCCAACCCACCAGACACAUCGCUUCUUCACUGAGCGCAGGCUGAAGAGCCUCGACACACUCUGAGGAGAGCACAUUGGAGGACAUGCACACACAUACAGUCAAUCAUAACCACACAGAUAUUCAUAUUCAUGAAGCCAAACAGCUGAGUCUUGGGCUCAGAUGUGGAUGGACUUUGAUGAACCAAUGCAAACCUGAGUGAAGAUCUCUU
Molecule: messenger RNA, 1133 nt
Organism: Scomber japonicus (chub mackerel)
Lineage: Eukaryota; Metazoa; Chordata; Actinopteri; Scombriformes; Scombridae
Gene: rnaseh2a
Product: ribonuclease H2, subunit A
Exons: 9
Coding region: 62-988 (308 amino acids)
Biological process (GO): mismatch repair; DNA replication, removal of RNA primer
Cellular component (GO): ribonuclease H2 complex
Molecular function (GO): RNA-DNA hybrid ribonuclease activity; RNA binding
Source: RefSeq, a predicted model, not a curated record